AUGCAGCAUCUUACGGAGAAGCUCGAUUAUGAGAUGGCAGGUAGGCGUUACAAGAAUGGGACUAGGCUACAAUCAAAGCCAAGUUCCUUCAAUUUAAUGGUUCAGUUGUGCUAUAGCCUAAAACAUUUUGCGCAUAAAAGGAGGAGCAUCUGUCAACCGUCAAACAGUCAAACAGUCAAGAAUAGUGAAAAUAGAACCAAAAGACAGCACAUAAAAGACAACAAUGAGAGAGAGGUAACUCAUUAACAGACUGUUCUCACACAUCAUCAUGUUUGCUGGCUCCAUCCUUCACUAUUCUUGGAGGUAUUCUCUAGGCUGUUAGUUAAACGUCUCAUUCAGCAGCUGUAGGAAAUGGAAAACGAUACCAAGAGUUAAAUAAAACCCUUAACUUAACCUUCGGUGUACUGCCGUGAGGGAUUAAACCUGACUCCAUUCAGGUUUUUGGAUAAACCCUGCUUCCCCUAAAUGGACCAUCAAUCAGGAGAGAUUAGGACGUUUCUGACUGCACUCCUGUCAAUACUAAUUAGACUUUCAUAGGUAACGUCUUGCAGGACCCCACUUGUCCAAAUAAGCUGCUUUAGUCGGAAGACAAAUCCGUCUAACCCACAUAUCAGAGAACUGGCCCAUUUGGCAUGUUACACAGUAUAGGCCUAAUAAUGUCUUAGGGUGGCAUUCUACAUCACUAUACUGUAUAUUCAACAGUUUUGCUAUACUUAAAAGAUGGCACUUAAACAAAAAUGUACAUCUGAAGAGUUGUUGAUUCUAAUAAAGUCAGUGUUUCAGACGCAUUUCAGAUGCACUUUGUCAUCAGUCAUUAGUCAUUGUAAUUUGAUGGAUUGUGAAAGUAUUCACCCCCCUUGGCAUUUUUCCUAUUUUGUUGCCUUAAAACCUGGAAUUAAAAUUGAUAUUUGGAGGGUUUGUAUCAUUUGAUUUACACAACAUGCCUACCACUUUGAAGAUGCAACAUGUUUUUUAUUGUGAAACAAACAAGAAAUAAGACAAAAUAAACAGAAAACUUGAGCGUGCAUAACUAUUCAGCCCCCCAAAGUCAAUACUUUGUAGAGCCACCUUUUGCAGCAAUUACAGCUGCAAGUCUCUUGGGGUAUGUCUAUAUAAGCUUGGCACAUCUAACCACUGGGAUUUUUGCCCAUUCUUCAAGGCAAAACUGCUCCAGCUCCUUCAAGUUGGAUGGGUUCUGCUGGUGUACAGCAAUCUUUAAGUCAUACCACAGAUUCUCAAUUAGAUUGAGGUCUGGGCUUUGACUAGGCCAUUCCAAGAUAUUUAAAUGUUUCCCUUUAAACCACUUGAGUGUUGCUUUAGCAGUAUGCUUAGGGUCAUUGCCCUGCUGGAAGGUGAACCUCCGUCCCAGUCUCAAAUCUCUGGAAGACUGAAAUAGGUUUCCCUCAAGAAUUUCCCUGUAUUUAGCGUCAUCCAUCAUUCCUUCAAUUCUGACCAGUUUCCCAGUCCCUGCUGAUGAAAAACAUCCCCACAGCAUGAUGCUGCCACCACCAUGCUUCACUGUGGGGGUGGUGUUCUCGGGGUGAUGAGAGGUGUUGGGUUUGCGCCAGACAUAGCGUUUUCCUUGAUGGCCAAAAAGCUCAAUUUUAGUCUCAUCUGACCAGAGUACCUUCUUCCAUAUGUUUGGGGAGUCUCCCACAUGCCUUUUGGCGAACACCAAACGUGUUUGCAAUUUUUUUCUUUAAGCAAUGGCUUUUUUCUGGCCACUCAUCCGUAAAGCCCAGUUCUGUGGAGUGUACGGCUUAAAGUGGUCCUAUGGACAGAUACUCCAAUCUCCGCUGUGGAGCUUUGCAGCUCCUUCAGGGUUAUCUUUGGUCUCUUUGUUGCCUCUCUGAUUAAUGCCCUCCUUGCCUGGUCCGUGAGUUUUGGUGGGCGGCCCUCUCUUGGCAGGUUUGUUGUGGUGCAAUAUUCUUUCCAUUUUUUAAAUAAUGGAUUUAAUGGUGCUCCGUGGGAUGUUCAAAGUUUCUGAUAUUUGUUUAUAACCCAACCCUGAUCUGUAGUUCUCCACAACUUUGUCCCUGACAUGUUUGGAGAGCUCCUUGGUCUUCAUGGUGCCGCUUGCUUGGUGGUGCCCCUUGCUUAGUGGUGUUGCAGACUCUGGGGCCUUUCAGAACAGAUGUAUAUAUACUGAGAUCAUGUGACAGAUCAUGUGACACUUAGAUUGCACACAGGUGGACUUUAUUUAACUAAUUAUGUGACUUCUGAAGGUAAUUGGUUGCACCAGAUCUUAUUUAGGGGUUUCAUAGCAAAGGGGGUGAAUACAUAUGCACACAUCACUUUUCCGUUAUUUAUUUUGUAUAAUCUUUUGAAACAAGUUAUUAUUUUCAUUUCACUUCACCAAUUUGGACUAUUUUGUGUAUGUCCGUUACAUGAAAUCCAAAUAAAAAUCAAUUUAAAUUACAGGUUGUAAUGCAACAAAAUAGGAAAAACACCAAGGGGGAUGAAUACUUUUGCAAGGCACUUUAUAAAGGCUUAUUUUUUUUACUUAUCAACCAUUCCAGCUUCAACAGGGCCUUGUGGGCCUACACGGCCUGUUGUUACCUGGAUUUCUCUCAGCACUAUUUUUCCUGUUUAAGUGUAGUCAGUCAUCAUACGUAUUCCUCAUAGACAACUUUCAUUUUUUAAAGGUUCCACUUUAAAACCCCUUACCCUAUUGCCAUUCCACUGACCAGUCUGGGACCCAGUUACGUCAGCAUGGCAUUUAAAUUACCUUUAACCUUCUCUGCCACCAAAGCCUUCUCAGACAAGAUUAUGGGCCUCUGAAAUCCACUCUACUUAGUUGUUAGUGGUAAAUAACAGUUAAGAAAAGACAGUCCAGCCCAUGCCAUGGCACGAAUUAUACCAUGGCCCUAGUGCCAACCGUGCCCUAAUUCCUCCAAGGCCAUAAUCCUUUCAAAAGGCCCAAAGGAUGGUAUAUAAUCCCUAGCAUAGUUGAGAAGAACGAAUUGGACUUCAGCAGUCAACUUCAGAAACUCCUGUUAAGCAGUCCAGGAUGGCAGAGCUAGGAGUGUUUGCUGGCAGGUGGCACGAUGAUACAACGAGAGAAUCAGGCUUCGCCUACACCAACAGCAAUAACACCAAAGGUACAGUACAUCUUGUUCAGUGUAGUACCUGAGGGUGACAUCAUUUGGUAGAACUAUUGAAAGAGCCUAAUUCUGUACAUUCCCCCAAAAUAUUGUAGAUAUUGUAGAUUUACAGAGAGUAAUGGUGUCCUUUUUAAGUUAAAUUGAUGUUGCUGAAGGUUUUUUGUUGCAGUGUAGUUCUCUUAUACGUUAUUUCACAAACAGCAGACAUACCAUUUGGAACUGGCAUUAGCAGUACACAUAAUGAUACAAGCAAUUCAUUGAAUUAUUUGUGUCGGGACAAUGUUUUUCUUGUUCAUAACAUUUGAUGCACACAUUCUGUUCAAAAUAUUGGUUACUGUCCUCAUAUGACUAUGUCAAUAAGUCAUGAAUUGAUAUUACAUUUAACAUUUUUUAUAUUCAAAUAUAAUUUUAAUCUCUUGUUCUUUUGCAGAUCCUUUUGCGGGCCCCAACUACCACAUUGCUCCAAGAUGGGUGUACAAUAUUUCAACACUUUGGAUGAUAUUUGUGGUCAUCGCCUCAGUCUUCACCAAUGGCCUGGUACUGGUGGCCACUGCAAAAUUCAAGAAGCUCCAACACCCUCUCAACUGGAUCUUGGUCAACCUUGCUAUUGCUGACAUUGGAGAAACACUUUUGGCUAGCACCAUCAGCAUUUGCAACCAGAUUUUUGGCUACUUCAUUCUGGGACAUCCAAUGUGUGUAUUUGAGGGAUACACUGUCUCUGUGUGUGGUAAGAGGCUCCUCAGUUUUACAAAUAUUUUUAUUGUAUUUAUUGUACCAGUAAUAUUUGGAAAUUGUAGAUUAAUGUAUAAAGAAAUUAAUCGACACAAAGUGUUCCCUAUAGGCAUUUCCUUGGUGCAUGUUAUGAUGGUGCUGUGUUUUCACAUAGAAUUAGAGUGUCUCUAACUUUGAGUACAACUGUUCCCCUGCACAGGUAUUGCUGCUCUGUGGUCCCUGGCUAUCAUCUCCUGGGAGAGAUGGGUGGUGGUGUGCAAGCCCUUUGGAAGUGUCAAGUUUAAUGCCAAAUGGGCCAUGGGAGGCAUUAUGUUUUCCUGGGUCUGGGCUGCUUUCUGGUGUGCUCCUCCCAUCUUUGGCUGGAGCAGGUAUGGAUUUCUCUUCUUAUUUCACUGAGGAUUCAUGUUCAAAAUAUUAUGUUAUUUAACCAAUUUCUUUAUGUCUCUCUUUCCAUCAGGUACUGGCCUCAUGGCCUGAAGACUUCCUGUGGACCUGAUGUGUUCGGAGGCAAUGAGGAUCCUGGAGUCAAGUCCUACAUGAUUACUCUCAUGAUUACAUGCUGCUUCUUCCCCCUGGCUGUGAUCAUCUUCUGCUACAUUUUCGUGUGGCUAGCCAUCCGUGCAGUAAGUGAUAUUUUAAAUAUGCUAUACUGUAGCAAGCAACUAUGUUGUUAAAUACAGUAAUGGUCAAGUGUAUUAAAAUGUUAAAUCUAACCAUUUGAUAUUCCUUCUAAAUGACCACAGGUUGCUGCGGAGCAGAAAGACUCAGAGUCAACACAGAAGGCUGAGAAGGAAGUGUCCAGGAUGGUUGUUGUCAUGAUCAUAGCUUUCUGUGUAUGCUGGGGACCUUAUACCUGCUUUGCCUGCUUUGCUGCGGCUAAUCCUGGGUAUGCUUUCCACCCUCUGGCAGCUGCACUGCCUGCCUACUUUGCCAAGAGCGCCACCAUCUACAAUCCAGUUAUCUAUGUCUUCAUGAACAAACAGGUCGGUGUAUUUGUCUGAUAGCUACAUGUACACUGAACAAAAAGAGGCCUUAAUCUAUGGAUUUCACACGACUGGGAAUACAGAUAUGCAUCUGUUGGACACAGAUACCUUAAAAAAAAGGUAGGGCCGUGGAUCAGAAAACCAGUCAGUAUCUGGUGUGACCACCAUUUGCCUCAUGCAGCGCGACACAUCUCCUUCGCAUAGAGUUGAUCAGGCUGUUGAUUGUGGCCUGUGGAAUGUUGUAGCACUCCUCUCCAAUGGCUGUACGAAGUUACUGGAUUUUGUCAGGAACUGGAACACGCUGCCGUACACAUCGAUCCAGAGCAUCCCAAACAUGCUCAAUGGGUGGUGACAUGUCUGGAGAGUAUGCAGGCCAUGAAAGAACUGGUACAUUUUCAGCUUCCAGGAAUUGUGUAUGACACUGAACUGCAGUCAGGUCAAGACUCUGGUGAUGACGAUGGGCAUUCAGAUGAACUUCCCUGAGGUUUCGGACAGUUUGUGCAGAAAUUAUUUGGUUGUGCAAACCCACAGUUUCAUCAGCUGUCCGGGUGGCUGGUCUCAGACGAUCCCGCAGGUGAAGAAGCCAGAUGUGGAGGGCUGGCGUAGUUACACGGGGUCUGCGGUUGUGAGGCCGGUUGGACGUACUGCCAAAUUCCCUAAAAGAAUGUUGGAGGCGGCUUAUGGUAGAGAAAUGAACAUUCGAUUAUCUGACAACAAUUUCUUUGCACAUUCCUGCAGUCAGAAUGCCAAUUGCAUGCUCUCUCAAAACUUGAGACAUCAAUGGCAUUGUGUUGUGUGACAAAACUGCACAUUUUAGAGUGGCCUUUUAUUGUCCCCAGCACAAGGUGCACCUGUGUAAUUAUCAUGCUGUUUAAUCAGCUUCUUGAAAGGUGAAUGGAUUAUCUUGGCAAAGGAAAAAUGCUCACUAACAGGGAUGUAAAGACAUUUUCGCACAAAAUUUGAUAGAAAGAAGCUUUUUGUGUAUAUGGAAAAUUUCUGGGAUCUUUUAUUUCAGCGCAUGACACAUGGGCCCAACACUUUACAUGUUGCGUUUAUAUUUUGGUUCAGUAUAAUUUGACCCAUCAAUAAUAAAGUCGUUAACAAAGGACUCAUGUCUACCUAAAUGUAGACAUACAGUAUAUUUUGAAUCUCUUUCCUCAUGUUCCAUUCUUCUUCUCUCUCCCCAGUUCCGUUCCUGCAUCAUGCAGCUCUUUGGCAAGGUAGAAGAUGAUGGCUCUGAAGUGUCUACAUCAAAAACAGAGGUUUCCUCUGUGGCACCUGCAUAAACCCCAGACAACGUCGUACGUCUUGGAAACAAAUCGUUCUGUGGAGAUUUUAUGAAUGGGACUUUUUAAAUGUACAGUACAUCCUCUUGUGUUUCUUAAACAAAAAAUGUCCCACAACUUUUCAGGAGAUGAUUAAGCUUUACCUCAUACAGUUGCAAUGUGUGUAAAAACAUUACCCACGAAACCUAAAUUGCUAUGAUCCACCCCUUGGAGUUUUUCUAAUCCAUGAUCUUCGAAACAACCAGAGAAUGGUGUGGUAAUUGAUAUGCAUACUAUGGCUAUUUGAGUGGUAUAUUAUGGGAAUGUGUAUAUAGUACUACUAUCAAUGUCUGUUCAAGUGGCAAGAAAAAGUUGUCAUCUUGGAAUGCAUUCCCUUCAAUCUGCAGUGGCUAAACUAGACAGCACCACAGCAAAGGAGAACUGAAAUUAACUGCCGAUGGAAAUCUGAUAACUCAAAAUGAUGUGAACAAUAUAUGGUUUGAAAACCCCUUACUUUUAAAGUAACUUAUGAGGUAAACAUUUUCUAUCCAUCUUGCAAAUAAAAAAACAACAACAACAAAAUGAUAGUAAAUAGAUAAUUGUGUAUACAAUGUAUUUAACAAUGUUUUUUUCUGAUUAAAAUAAAUGUCAUGCAUGCAGCAAAAUGAAAAUACCCUCUGGUCUCACUUUCUAUUUUUAUACACUGUUUAAAACAAUUUUAUUCACUGCUACCUGUUAUCAAUGAUUGUUUAAAGACCAAACUCACAUGACACACCCCAUAUGAACUGUCUGGUAAAGCGGAUAGUAUAGAGAUUAUCUCCCCAAUCAGCCUAAAGGACCAAAGUGGUCCACUUUCCUCAUCAUUGGUUUGUAUUUACAGCAGGAAAAGCUUGAACAUAGAAUGAAGUAAAUUAAAUCAACAACGUCUGAUUAUCCCCCCAAAGACUACUUCCCUAUUUACUUUGUUAUAGUAAAAACAUUUAUAUUGUCAAAAUAUGUUUUCACUAUUUACAAGUAAUAAGAACAAUUGUUAAGUCAACAAUUUUUCCUUUUAAGCAUGAAGAGGAUAAGGAAUUUCACCUGAAUGCUAAAUUACGUGACACCAAAAGCACUUCUUAUCCAAGAAGGAUUAACCUUAAAUUCAAACCUUGGCUUCAGUUCGUCCAAGCCAGCGUAACUGAAGUUAUGGGUGUGUGUGUGUGUGUUCGAUCUUAAUCUCGAUGACAACAUGGCUGGUAUAAAACCCCACAGAUUGGGGUACACCAUCUUGUUGGUUGCUAACACCACAACAGGUGAUCAGCAAGAAAAGACAAGAGAAGCCAACCACAAGACAGAAAAAAAGCAACCAACAGGUAAAGGCAAAAAACACAAUUGUGGUAACAAACAACUGGCAAGGUAAAUAUUUUAGAACAAUUCAAUGACUGAAAUGGAAAUAAUAUGUUGUCUUCUUGAUGUGCAUAUUCUUCAGAUACCUUCUCAGAAAUGGCAGAAAGUUGGGGAAGGGCUGCUUUUGCAGCCAGGCGACAAAACCAAGAUACAACGAGAGAAUCUUCCUUCACCUUCACCAACAGUAAUAACACCAAAGGUGAGAGAGGACAAGCAAAUGCAUCUACCUUGAUUGAAACUUUCAAUUCAUAUAUUUUAUUUUAUUUAAAUUAUGAGGUUAUAUUUCCUGUAUUUAUUAAUGUUUUUAUUGAAGUUCUAUACAACAUAGAUGGCAUAAGUAAAAUUGCACUUUAUACGUAUAAUUUGAAUGAAUUAAUACCAUUGAUGUAAUUUGCAUUGCUUUUGCAUUUUAAUUGAUCAUCUAAAAGCAUGUAGAUAAUCUAACCAGGCACUUGCACCUGUCAUUUUCACAUUCUUAGAAAAAUACUUUUCUCUGUUUUAUCUCAGAUCCCUUUGAGGGCCCCAACUACCACAUUGCUCCAAGAUGGGUGUACAAUGUUUCAACACUUUGGAUGAUCAUAGUGGUCAUCCUCUCAGUCUUCACCAAUGGCCUGGUACUGGUGGCCACUGCAAAAUUCAAGAAGCUCCAACACCCUCUCAACUGGAUCUUGGUCAACCUUGCUAUUGCUGACAUUGGAGAAACACUUUUGGCUAGCACCAUCAGCGUUUGCAACCAGUUUUUUGGUUACUUCAUUCUGGGACAUCCAAUGUGUGUCUUUGAGGGAUACACUGUCUCUGUGUGCGGUAAGAUGCAGUUUUACAUGGACUACAAAAUUAUCUCAUAUUUAACAAUAAAAUUAUAAAUUGCUACACAGUGCUGAGAAAUAGUAAUUGGCAGAACAUAGCAUAGUGACAGUAAUCAGAAUUUCUCUUUUGUUUAAUUUACAGUGUAUGUAUAUAUUAUGCACAGGUAUUGCUGCUCUGUGGUCUCUGGCUGUCAUCUCCUGGGAGAGAUGGGUGGUGGUGUGCAAGCCCUUUGGAAGUGUCAAGUUUGAUGCCAAAUGGGCCAUGGGAGGCAUUAUCUUUUCCUGGGUCUGGGCUGCUUUCUGGUGUGCUCCCCCCAUCUUUGGCUGGAGCAGGUGUGGAUUUCUCUUCUUAUUUCACUGAGGAUUCAAGUUCAAAAGAUUAAAUUAUUCAACACAUUUCUUUAUCUCUCUCCCUCCAACAGGUACUGGCCUCAUGGCCUGAAGACUUCCUGUGGACCUGAUGUGUUCGGAGGCAAUGAGGAUCCUGGAGUCAAGUCCUACAUGAUUACUCUCAUGAUUACAUGCUGCUUCUUCCCCCUGGCCGUGAUCAUCUUCUGCUACAUUUUCGUGUGGCUAGCCAUCCGUGCAGUAAGUGAUAUUUUAAAUAUACUAUACUGUAGCAAGCAACUACGUUGUUAAAUACAGUAAUGGUCAAGUGUACCUUUUGAAAAGGCAUAUUAGAGCGUUAAAUCUAACCAUUUGAUAUUCCUUCUGAAUGACCACAGGUUGCUGCGCAGCAGAAAGACUCAGAGUCAACACAGAAGGCUGAGAAGGAAGUGUCCAGGAUGGUUGUUGUCAUGAUUAUAGCUUACUGUGUAUGCUGGGGACCUUAUACCUGCUUUGCCUGCUUUGCUGCGGCUAACCCUGGGUAUGCAUUCCACCCUCUGGCUGCCGCCAUCCCUGCCUACUUUGCCAAGAGCGCCACCAUCUACAAUCCAGUUAUAUAUGUCUUCAUGAAUAGACAGGUAAGUCUUAACAGGAUUCUCAGACACUGUUUUUUAUUUAAUCUUACUGAUUUCGUGUAACAAAGCUCUAACAAUACACAUUUUUCUAAAUGUUUCACAGUUGCCUUUCUUGUGAAGUACAUUUUUAUUUAUUUUAAAAAGCAUCAGCUGACAAUGUGUUCGCUCAAUUUCUAGAUAGUAAUUUUAAUUAUUCCUCUCUCUCCAGUUCCGUACUUGCAUCAUGCAGCUCUUUGGAAAGGCAGAAGAUGAUGGCUCUGAAGUGUCUACAUCAAAAACAGAGGUUUCCUCUGUGGCACCUGCAUAAACCCCAGACAACAUCGUACCUCUUGGAAACCAAUCGUGAACGUUUUGAGGAGAUUUUCCAAAUGGAACUUUUCAAAUGUACAGUACAUCCUCUUGUUUUCUUAAACAAAUAUUCUCCCACAACUUUUCAGGAGAUUAUUAAGCUUUACCUCAUACAGUUGCAAGGUGUGUAAAAACGUUGCCCACAAAAACUAAAUUGCUGUGGACCACCCCUUGGAGCUUUUUUAAUCCAUGGUCUUCAAUUAAACAAGCAGAGAAUGGUGUGGUAAUUGAUAUGCAUACUAUAGCUAUUUGAGUGGUAUAUUAUGGGAAUGUGUAUAUAGUACUAUUAUCAAUGUCUGUUCAAGUGGCAAGAAAAUGUUGUCAUCUUGGACGGCAUUCCCUUCACUCUGCAGUGGCUAAACUAGACAGCAUCACAGCUAAGGAGAACUGAAAUAAACUGGCAAUGGAAAUCUGAUAAUCUCAAAAUGAUGUGAACAAUGUAUGGUUUGAAAACCCCUUACUUUUAAAGUAACUUAUGAGGUAAACAUUUUGAAUCCCUCUUGCAAAUAAAAAAACAAAACAAAAAAUAAUAAUAGUAAAUAGAUAAUUGUGUAUACAAUGUAUUUAACAAUGUUUUUUUCUGAUUAAAAUAAAUUUCAUGCAUGCAGCAAAAUGAAA
Molecule: messenger RNA, 10204 nt
Organism: Coregonus sp. 'balchen'
Lineage: Eukaryota; Metazoa; Chordata; Actinopteri; Salmoniformes; Salmonidae
Source: the annotation of a GenBank genome assembly